Molecule: messenger RNA, 1105 nt
Organism: Trichoderma reesei QM6a
Lineage: Eukaryota; Fungi; Ascomycota; Sordariomycetes; Hypocreales; Hypocreaceae
Product: acyl carrier-like protein
Exons: 4
Coding region: 131-562 (143 amino acids)
Biological process (GO): fatty acid biosynthetic process
Cellular component (GO): mitochondrion
Molecular function (GO): acyl binding; acyl carrier activity
Source: RefSeq, a predicted model, not a curated record
AAACGACAAACGAACCACCCCUCGAACUCUCAACAAUAACCCUCUCUCCCCCCCCCUUUCUCCCUCCAAUUGGUCUCUCCUCUUUUCUCUUCUUCCUGAUACUCGGAAAGUCUCGAAAACAGAAGCGAAAAUGUUCCGCACUGCCGCCCUCCGCACAGCCGCCUCGGCCGUCCGCGCCGUCGCCCGACCCGUCGCCAUCCGAAGAACAGCUGCUGCUGCUGCCUUUGCCGCUCCUCGCGCCGCUGCUGCUGCUCCCCUGCGCAUCCAACAGAGCGUCAUGGGGGUGCGCAUGUACAGCGCCGGCGGUGGCCUGAACAAGGAGGAGGUUGAGGGCCGCAUCAUGAGCCUUCUGCAGGGAUUCGACAAGGUCAACGACGCCGCCAACAUCAAGCCCACCGCCCACUUCGCCAACGACCUCGGCCUCGACAGCCUCGACACCGUCGAGGUCGUCAUGGCCAUUGAGGAGGAGUUUAGCAUCGAGAUUCCCGACAAGGACGCCGACAGCAUCCACUCCAUUGACAAGGCCGUCGAGUACAUCCUCAACCAGCCCGACGCUCACUAAAUCCGCCUUCCCCGAACCCGCACGACUCUGGAAAAUUUUCACUUGGGGCACCUUAGUUCUUUCCACCCUUUCACACCCUCGCUCGCUAUUUGACUCGAACAAUUCGCCCGCUCCUGGAUUAUUACCCGGAUAAAGAACGAGCUCUGGAUCAUGGGAUGGGAGAUAUCGAGACGCAAAACUACGAACAAACAUGUAAAAAAAAGAAAACAGGGCGAAAUCGUUUGUUUAAUCGCAAAAAAACUUCCAACUUAUUCUUCUCUAAAUCUGUUGGAGGGAAUACACGGGGUGUUUGGUUCAAGGCAGUUCAGUGAUUUCCAGGCUCGGACGGACGGAACGGGUGCAAAGAAGGGCGUGUUGAAGCGUGUUGGAAGUGUUAGAUCGGGUAGGAAAUCAGGGGGAAAAGAAAAGAAGAAAAACAAAAGAAGCCGGCUGUAUUGAUGGGUGGGUGGUCUGGAGAAGCUGUUAAAAAAGGCAAGGAGGCUUUUUUCCCCUUGGGCAGCUUCAUCCCUUGUACUAGUGUAUAGAAGAAUCAUGUUACUCUCC